AACAACAAACAAGACGAAGACAAGCAAGAAGUUGAAGAGAAGACCGGCUCCGGCUGACGACAAGGACAGCCGACAUUUUUAACAUUUAAAAAUUCAAACAAUAUGAAAAGUAAUGAUAGGCUUCCUUUAGAACUUUAGAAGGCACCUAAAGAGAAAUUAGUUGAAAUGGUGUUUCCACAGUUGGUUUGUGUGUAGGUAGGCUAAUCAAAUAGGCUCUAUCUUAACUGACAGUGUAGUCGUACAACUAUGGACUUGGCCAACUACUGCACGAACUAUUAGUGGAAUGUUUAAACUUAGAGCAGUUUAAACUAUAAACAAGUAGAUUGUUUUUCCUCUGCUUCCAGGCCAAAUGGUACUUCGGCACAAUGAUUUAGAUAGUUAACAAGGAAUUUUGUCUCCACUUAUAAAGACAAAAACUGCAAAUAAAAGACCAGUCUGCCCAUCAGGAAGAACAGGAUCUUAUCUAGGUAAUAUGGAGAGGCAGUUAAGCUUAGAAGUUAUGCCAAUCAUAAUCAUUGACCAAAUCGCCAGUUAUCUGAGUACAGAAGACAUCAUGGCUUGUUGCGCUACUAGCACCAAAAUGAGGGACGUAUUUAGCGAUGAUCUGAUUUGGAGAAGAUAUUGUAACGUUGACCGCAUUAACUAUCUCAAAAGAAGUGCUUGUUGGGUUGAACCCGUUUUUGAGUGGGAAAAUGACCGGUUAAGCAAGCUUUCACCAAUAACUGAAUGGAAAAGGAACUUCAUGAUGCAAGCCCACCUGUUCCAAAACUGGAGAAAUGGCAGGUUUGAGAAAAGUGAAUUGGAGUAUGGACCUCCCAACGUCGUCUAUAGCCAAUCUAGGAUUGAGUUCUAUGAAAAUGACUUUUUAUUCCUCCACACAUACCUUAUUAACAACAAUAAGCUGCUAGACGAAAUUUGGGACGUCGUUGAAACACCCUUUUUACAUUCAACGUUUUCAUCUAACAUUGAUCAGUUUGACAAUCUUGAUUCGCUUGUUUUUUAUAAAAUAGCAAAAAACAAGCUAGUUGUCGGUGUUUAUAACUUAAUUUUAGUGUAUGAUAUCACAUUGGGAUCUUUCUCUCGCAUUCCAUUGGUGAAUGCAUUCCUGUUUGAGAAGUCUGAAAAGGGUUCUAAAGAUGUUAUCACUCAUGAUGAAAACACUUUUUACAGGACAACUUACUUUGAAUUGGUGUAUCAAGUGGAGAUGACUGUUUCUGGUAACUUAUUUAUAGGAGCUGUAACAAAUUUCAAAGAUUUGCCGUGCCCUGCAUUUCAUGUUUGGGAUAUUCAAAAGGGGCAAAAAAUUGACGAAGUGAAUGUUCCUGUCGGUAGCAAUCUUGCUAUUGACGGAUUACAGUUCCUGUCAUGCGAUGAUGAAAAGAAUGUAGUAGUAAAACUUCGGGUUUUGCAUGACCGGCAUACAUACCAUUGUUAUGGGUACGAUCUUUCAAAAAUGAUGUUCACUUCGUUUUUAGUCAAACUUAACUACUGUGACUUUCAAGUCUUCAAAAGCAAAUUUUUAAUCGGUGCAGCUGCUGAAAGAAUCUUCGUGUACAACUAUGAAACAUCAGAAAAACUACUGGUCAGAAAGUGUCCACAACAAAUUCUAAAAAAGACGAUAAAUGUUGUUGGACAAAUGUUGCUGUUUGGAACAUUUGAAAAUGUUGUACAUGUCUUUGAUCUCACAACUUUAGAUAUCAUCAACAAAGUUAAGCUCGGAUUCACAUUAUAUAGUUUAAGAGCAAUAUGUGAUAAAUUUGUUGUCAUCAACUCGGUAAAUAGUGAAGUGUGGGAGAUAGGCAGAACUGCCAGGAAACUAUUCAAAUUUCCUGUCAACGGAUCGUUUGUUGCUGUGAAUCAGCAUUGUACAAAGUUAGCGAUAGAAAAAGAAAACAAAAUUGUAAUCUUACAUUUUUGGUGAUUCAACUCUUCUUUGUGUACCAAUGCAGACAAGGCUAUUGAUCUCUUAAGCAAAUUUUGAUUUGUAACCAUCACUAUUUACAUAAUCCGUGAAAUCUUACCAGAAUCUUAUUGUGGCUCUUAAAUAACUAGGCAUAUCUGUAAUGUAGUUUUUAACAUUUUAAAUAUACCUCAGAUAUGUUUUUUGAUAAGCACUAUUUUUUUUUCUAAAUAUUGUAAAUAAUAAAAAAGUUUCUAUAGAAUAUUCAGAUUAGAAACCUUUUGACUCAAGUUUAAAACUUGAAAUACACAAUUAUGGUAUAAAAUACCCCUGCCGCAGCAAACUUACACACUAAGUGCAUUUUUAAUUACCUGAUAAGGUUUUUACAAUAAGUUAUUAUUAUUAUUGUUACCUAUAUUUUGAUUAUUUAUCACCUAAUUUCUUCAAAUGGACACAUACCUUAAAAACCUUCACAUACCUUCAUGGUCCCAAAAAAAUCGGGGCCGGUGUUUUUUUAACCAUUGCAAGUAAUGUAACAAUGCUUUGCAAAUAAAGUAAUAUACUUAAAAAUCUAAUUUUUGAAGCAAACAUAUUUUUUCCCAUUUAAUACUAGAGUCCACAUGGAGCUGGGCAAAAAUUAAGUCUUUCUAUGAUUGUUGUACUUUUCACAAAUCCUACACAGUGUUAGUGGUUUUAUCUGAUUUCCUUUGAUUCCUGAGUGUUUCUUGGUGUUUCUCAUAUCUUGGUUGGAUUAAUUUUAAUGCAAAAAAAUCAAAUCACAUGUUUAUUUUAUAAAUACAAGAGUCCUACAAUAUAUUAGUUUAGGAAAAGUUGUUAGUAUUGUAUUAAAACGUUAGGUUCUCCUGAAAUUUAAGUUUUUAAGUAUUGGUGUUUUAUAUUAUUUUUGAAAAAUAGGAUUUUAAAGAAAAUUUAAAUAAUUUCCAAUUUUGUCUUCUCCCAAUUUCUGUUAAUAUAUUCUCCAAAAAUUGAAAAUUUUACAUUCUAAAACUGUACAAACCCAUGUUUUUAUUACCGGCACUUGCAUAAAAGAUUUAUUAUUAUUAUCUUCACUCAGAUUAUAAUGAAGUAAACAGUUAACUCUGGCAGCUAAACCCUGCGGAUAUUAGAAUAAUAUUGUGGUGAAGACAAAAAAGUUCUAUCCAACAAGCAAUUUAGGGUUUCUUUUGUAUAUUUAAAAAUCGGUAAAUUUUUAACAGUUGUUAAAGGGGAAAUAGUUGGAUUGCCACCAGCAUAUUAACACAGUAGAUAAUAUUUUUAUGUUUAUUAGUAUUUAAGAGAUAGCAAAUAAAUGUGAGCCCAUUUAAUUAAUUUAUUACCCAAGGAAAUAACAUAAAAUGACAACCAAUGAUGAAUACAAACAUAUUUUUGAAAUGUACUCAAACUCGUCCAUACACUUAUAAUGCUUUGUUUUGAUAAAAUAAUUAUCUAUAUAAUUUUUUUAUUGCAUUUUAUGUACAUCUUCGCAAUUUAUAUUAUUUUAUACUUUAGAUCAUUGUUCAAUCUUGUAUCUUCUAAUUAUAACAUAUAUUAUAUAUUCAUAUUAUAACAUGUAAAUAUAUAGGAAUUUGUUUUAAAAUUGUUUAUCAGCCUAUGUAGGCCUAUACAUAUUUUGUACAAAGUAAGAUCAACAAUAAUAAUUGUGUAAAAUUUGAUGAAUAAAUAGUUAUUUGUGUAACUAGUGGUGAAAGUAGCACUUUGCUGCUCACGGCGGCUCGUGCGGAAUGAUCUCGAGUGCAGCAAAGGCCUUUUUCACUCGUGUUACACAUUAUAUUUUUCCUACAGUCACUAUAAAACAUAUAAAUAAUUAGUCUUUCAAACACUAUACAACACGUUUUUAGGUUCAGCUGGCAACACAAAUAGGUGCCCUAGAGAAAGUAGUACCCGCGGUCUGUAUCACUCCGCUAUUUUUCCUCGGCAAGAAAUGUGCUCCGCGUUUUGAGAAUAUAGUUCCGUCUGUUUUUGUAAUUUGAAGUGGUUUCCGCGCCUAAACAAAUGCUUUAAAGGUAUUUUCUUGUUUAUUAAGAUCGUAGGAAUGUUUUAAAAACGUUUAAAUGAAAAGUCCAGAAAGUUCAGAAAUACCUAAACUAUAAACACGAAAUGACAGGUUAAAUCGUAGUUAUAAUAGUCAAUCAGCUGCUCAUAGUAUUAUUAUCUUUAAGUGUUGCCAACCUAUUUCCAAGCGUACACGGAUUACGUGCAUAAUAGAACCACGCUGUUUUGUGUUCGUUUCGUUGGAAUCCUGAUGUGCGGCAAAGUAUAAACCGUACGGCAAAGUAUAAACCGUACGGCAAAGUAUAAAUAUGCAGCAAUUAGCAGCUUUCUGUACUAAAAACAGUACAAGGAAGCCAACUUUGUCGGGUGACUGUAGGAAAAUAUUUUUAGAAGUAUUACAUCUUUCUCAAUUGAACACCUAUAUAAAUACUGACCUUGUAGACACAACCUGUAGGACGACUACCGGAUCAUAAUUGUAUGUUUGUAAAUCUCUGUUAAGGAGAGAGAAUGAAUAAAAGCUAGUGUUAGGAAUUCCGGGUUUUCACUUAAUGACUUUUACCACCCUUGACAUGGUCUAGUGCUCUGGUGUCAACAUGCUCAAAGCUUAAGGUGCUAUGGAACAUCACUUAGUGACUGGAAUAAUAGGAUGUUAAUUAUUCUUGGAACAUAAUGUCUCAUCACCCACAUUUUUGUAAAGUUAAGGUUUAAGCGUGUUCUCCGACUUGAAAAUAUAAAA
This is a messenger RNA of Macrosteles quadrilineatus (aster leafhopper), 4649 nucleotides long. RefSeq lists its product as uncharacterized. NCBI's taxonomy places the organism in Eukaryota, Metazoa, Arthropoda, Insecta, Hemiptera, Cicadellidae. Gene Ontology annotation, molecular function: protein binding. The transcript is spliced from 3 exons. The record is from RefSeq and is a predicted model, not a curated record. The coding region runs from base 473 to 1921 and encodes 482 amino acids.